GGUGGAAAGUCCACAAAAGUGCAUGUUAUCAUGGGUUGAUAACAGUGACAGCUCCCGUUGGCUCCCAUUGGCAAGAAAGCCUGACUUUGCUGCAGGUCUACUUAUAUAAGUGAAGAAAACUUACUGUGUGAUCCAGAAAGGAAGACGGCAGAAACACUGUGAACUAUUUGCUUUGUAUGACGAAACUCCGCAUCGGAUAUGUGGAAUACUAACCAAGGAAUGCCACCUCAGCAGCCUUGUCCUCCUGGUCCAUACCCUGGACCUUAUCCUGGGCCAGGCACGCAGCCUGGUCAGCAUCCUCCACCCACUGGAUACCCUGGCCCAUAUGGGCCCCCUCCUCAAGGGUCACACCACCAUGGGCACCAUCCUCCUCCUCCUGGUCCACCUGGAAUGCUCCCAGGAGGACCUGGAUGCCCUCCAACUCAGCCACCAGGCUGCCACUCUCCUGGAAGUCAUCAUGGGCAUCACAAGAAGCACAAGAAGCACAAGCAUGGUCAUGGUCAUGGUCAUGGCCAUGGCCAUGGCCAUCAUGGCAAAAAGCAUGGAAGCAGCUCCAGCAGUAGCAGCUCCGAUUCAGACUGAAGAUGCCCUUUCUUGCUCUCUGGUGGAUCCCAGCUUUCAAGCCCUUUCCAGCACUUAAGGCUAAAAUUAAAAUUACUUUAGAACCUUUCUGGCA
This is a messenger RNA of Anolis sagrei ordinatus, 676 nucleotides long. RefSeq names its product proline, histidine and glycine-rich protein 1-like. Lineage: Eukaryota; Metazoa; Chordata; Lepidosauria; Squamata; Anolidae. The record is from RefSeq and is a predicted model, not a curated record.